Molecule: messenger RNA, 5158 nt
Organism: Petromyzon marinus (sea lamprey)
Lineage: Eukaryota; Metazoa; Chordata; Hyperoartia; Petromyzontiformes; Petromyzontidae
Product: band 4.1-like protein 5
Biological process (GO): actomyosin structure organization
Cellular component (GO): cytoskeleton
Molecular function (GO): cytoskeletal protein binding
Source: RefSeq, a predicted model, not a curated record
GCUCUGUGAGUGGUGCCGUCACGUCCGGCGCCGCUCUGCGUGGCGCAUGCGUAGACGGCGCUGUGGUGGUGGUGGCCGCGGAGGAGACGACGCAGCGCGAGUUACCGUCAGGCGCGCACCACCGCGGCGGAUUCAUCAUCGUCCUGUUGCUGCUGCUCGUCUCGCCUCGCCUCCCCCCUCGUCUCUCGCCCUCUCAUCGCAACCGCGCGGGGCACAGCUCCAUCGCCGCGCCGCGAGCCAAGGACGAGCCCGGCUGAGCCCUGAAGACGCGGGAGGAGACCGCUUGGUUGAGGUGGAGGGAGAGAUGAACUUCUUGCGACGGACCUUCACCAGAGGUCCGGUCCGUCCGCCGGGCCAGGGACCGGGCCACGGGCACGUGCAGGGCCAUGUCCAUGGGCACGGCCACGUGCAGGGCCAUGUCCAUGGGCACGGCCACGGGCACGGCCAGGGCAAGGCCGGCACCGUGGAGGCCGCGGCGCACAUCCCCGCGGCUGGGGACGCGAGGGACCCCAUCACUUGCCGGGUCUCGCUGCUCGACGGCUCCGACAUCACCGUGGAGCUGCCGAAAAAGGCGGUGGGCCAAGACCUCUUUGAUCAAGUGAUGUACCACCUGGACAUCUUGGAGGUCGACUACUUUGGCCUGCAGUUCAUGGACUCGGCACAAGUCUCCCACUGGCUGGAUCACACCAAGAACAUUCGGAAACAAGUAAAAAUCGGCCCUCCCUACUGCUUCCACAUGCGUGUCAAGUUCUACUCCUCGGAGCCCAACAACCUGCAUGAGGAACUCACCAGGUACCUGUUUGUGCUCCAGCUCAAGCAGGACAUUCUCUCUGGAAAGCUAGAAUGCCCCUUUGAAACAGCCGUGCAGUUGGCAACCUACAGUCUACAGGCGGAGCUGGGAGACUGUGAUCCCGUGGAGCACAACCCUGCGCUGGUUUCAGAGUUUCGCUUCAUCCCCAGCCAGUCGGAGGAGAUGGAGGAAGCCAUCCUGGAAAAGUGGAAGGAUUGCAGGGGACAGACACCUGCACAGGCUGAGCUGAAUUACCUGAACAAGGCAAAGUGGCUUGAAAUGUAUGGUGUGGACAUGCACUCUGUAAAGGGAAGGGAUGGCAAUGAAUACUCGUUGGGGCUCACACCCACUGGGGUUUUGGUGUUUGAGGGAGAAAACAAAAUUGGCCUCUUCUUCUGGCCCAAAAUUACGAGGUUGGACUUCAAGAGGACCAAGUUGACCUUGGUGGUCGUUGAGGAUGAUGAUCAGGCCAAGGAGCAGGAGCAUACCUUUGUCUUCAGACUCGACCACCCGAAGGCAUGCAAGCACCUGUGGAAGUGUGCGGUGGAGCAUCAUGCCUUCUUCCGAUUGCGAGGCCCCUCGAAGACUAACGCCGACCCCAGCAGCUUUAUCCGCAUGGGAUCACGGUUUCGCUUCAGUGGACGGACAGAGUUCCAGGCAACAAAAGUGAGUAAGGCACGGAGAACAUCAUCGUUUGAGCGCAGGCCAAGCAAGCGCUACACCAGGAGAGCCUCCUUCCAGAAAGCAUCAGUUGGACAAAGGAAUUUGCCAUCACUAAGCCCCGAAAAGAACCGUAAUCAGCAUACCCAGCAGCCCUGGAACCGCCCUACCGUGCCCGUGGCAGCCCCCAUCCCCUCGGGACACAUACCCCUGGAGGUGGCACAGCUGCCUGCAAGCCCUGGGAGUCAUGCGGCUGAGAGGAGGCGUGUGCCGCCGUGCCCCUCGCCGGAGGUGCCCACUGCGACGGGGGUGGCGUCGGCAGCGAGAAUUGGCCCGGCCGUGGACACGGGCGCCGUUGCGCCGGGGCACUCCGUGUCGCCCACGGGAGGCGCCCAGCUGCACGCGAGCCAGGGAAGCAAAGCCUCAUCUCCCCUGGCAAUGAAGGCUGAGAAAGAGGCACCCAAGGCAGCGGUGAACAACGCCAACAUUCCCGUGGAGACCAAGGCUCUGUCUGGCCGCACCACGAAUCCCACGGUUCCCGAGGAGAGCCCCACGUGUGGCCCUCCCCCGUCAGUGCUGAGCGCACUCUUGCCUCCAGCCAUACAGGCGCGCCACCCCGCGCUGCUCAGCCAUGCGGACGGCGUGCGCCGUGUGGAGCUGGAGCGGCCACGCACGGAACGGCAGAGCGCGGUGCCUGCACAAGACGCCAGCUGCCCCCUCGGUGCUUCACCGGCUGCGUUUCCCGAACCGUCUUAUUCAGCAAAGAGCUGCGCCAGCAAACACGUGCUUCCUAGCCAGCCUGGCGCUUCACGUUUGAAAGAGCCAGAUGUUUCUCCAACAAUUAAGCUGGACUCUGUGGACAAUGCUGCUCGCUCCUGUGAACCUGCAGGUGCCGAGAGUGAGGGUGAGCAUCGCCUGUGUACGAGAGACUUCUCAAAGGGCACCGACUUUGUGAUUGCAACUGGGAAGAUGGCCGGCAGGUUGGACGAGGGCUUCAAGACGCCAGUGCAGCAUUGCACCUUGAAGCAGCUCUCUGCUGCGCCACCCUCUAAAAGCAGGAUCGAACACAGUCACUGCAUGACAGUUCCCUUGAAGAUGCCAUGUGCUGGGCACCAAUCCAGCCAGAAAGCCACCGGUCCUGUCUCGCAUCAAAAGGCUGCUGUGCCGAGUGAGGCACCAGAAUUCGGCGGAGAUUUAGUCACCACGCGCAAGGAUCACCCUGGUACGAGCUUUCCUGCGGCUAAUGCGGAAAGAUACGGGAUGCUCUACGCCACCACCGAGUCUCGGCCGUUUCACUUUCCCGGCUACGAAUACAGCCCCGGCGAGCUGUCUGAAACUCCAGCCUGCCGACUCGCUCCCAGCACUGAUUGUCCGCCUGUAACUAACGUGGAAGGUGAAGGCGACAAUUUGGGAGUGCUACCCUCAUUGCGACUCUGUGGGAUUUCGGAUGCUGGUGGACCGCUCUCCACAGACCUCGCCGAGCCCCGCGACGGAUCCACCAUCGCCAGCGACGGGGUGUCCUGGCAAAGAACUGGAGCAGCAAAAGCAGUGAAACCAAGGAGAGUAAUGAUGACAGAACUUUAGGCCAUGCUUCUGGAAAAUGUAAACUAUAUGUGCUAACACUUUACACCAUCAACCAUUGUUUUUUUAUCCCGCACAGUACGUGAUUAAUGUCGUGCAUUUUCUUGUAGUGUGACGAAAAUGUUUCAUUAUGCACAUUAUUAUAUUAUCCGCUGUGUUGUGUUAAUAAGAUCAGCCAUAGUACAGUUGGUAGUAUGUUCACACUCAAAUGAGUAUUGACAGAUUACUUGCGCUGUAAUCUGUGCAGUAUGUGCACAGUGGGAGGUGUUCGGAAUAAAUAACCUUGCAAUUACACUCAUUAGGGACUCUUCGUCAUAAGCACAUGUGUGUCGUGUACACACAUGCGAAACUGCCUCUGUCGCUGAACAUUUACCUUGCCUUAAUUUUGCAGAGCUCACAGAAACAGUGUGCAGGGAUCACGUCUGCAGUGAGGUUUUUGCCCACCAGUUUGGUAAUCGUUUCAACGUAAGACUUAAAGUCGGACAAGACAUUGUGUUCAUGCAUUCACCAGACAUCUGCCCGGACGAUGGCAAUGAACAAUUAUGCUGAACCACGCUAUCUCUUGCGAUGCCAUGCUCUCCUAAAGGCACACCGGUGUACUUUGCAUCAAUCCACGCGUGUGGACACCCCAGCUGUGAGUUAGUGGCCAAGCCUUCCUGUGAGGGAUGCUUCUUGGUAAGAGAAUGGGAGGCCCGCCAUGAUUUACUAUCCUAUCACGAUUGGCUCGAGCUCCAAUGCGAUGAGAUGGACAUUUCAGACAAAUUGCACCCAACUGGAAUCGCCUGGUGUGGUGACACGCACCUGUAAUACAGCAUGUACGUACGUAUGUUGAACUUAGUUUGCACCGUACGUAGCCAACCGUGCUAAUUGGAGGUGCAGGGGAAGGACAACAAAAAUAAACAAAAAAACUGUUCUAAAGAAAAAUGAGUUUUCAAUCUAGAUUUAAAAGUGCAUAGCUCCAGUGGCUUCCUAAUAUGGGAAGAGCGUUCCAGAUGGUCACAGAAGCGCAUCUGAAAGCAAGCGAAGCAGUGCCCGUCUUUGUUCGAUGGCUAAAAGCAAUCUGAAGGUCGGGUUCGUGGAUCAUGCAGCAAUCAAAUGUGUGUCAGUGUGGUGCCUGUAUGAUACAGUACAGCAGCUAAGUUGCUGACCUGUCUCGUCAGCUUUAGCGCUGUGCAAGGUGCACGCAUGAAUUAUCUCCUGGGCACCCACGUGCAAAAUGACACAAAAUAAAUUGGCCAAAUAUCCUUGUCAGGACUGCCGCUGAAAGGGCCUUGAAAUUCAGUGAAACUUUCUGGACACAUUUAAUUACAAAUUGUUAUCUAUGUUGAUUUGAAGCUUUCGUGACUUUCGGUAAAGUCACGUAUGUAUAAAAUAAAAUAAAUCACGACGUUUCGGGCGCAACACAAGCGGCCCUCAUCGGUGUUGUGCCCAAAACGUCGUGAUUUAUUUUAUUUUAUACCUGCGUGACUUUACCGAAAGAACCAAAAAGUAUGUUACCUAUGCUUAAGAAACAUUCACAAUGAACAGACUGUCCCUGUCGAGACAUUACCAGGUACAAAAAAAAGUGUGGCAUUAGGGGGGGUAUAUUGGGUGUGAGGUUCAAGGUGGUUAAGUUUAGGGCUCUCCAAAGGGAGGUUAUGUUUACUGUCAUCUUUCAUGCAAAAACGGUUGUUUAUGAAUUUGCGUAAUCACACAUACGUUUAAUGUUAUGACCAGAUUCACAAAACGAUGUAGUGUUGGUGACCUGUAUUUUAACCAUCGUGCACCUAAAAAAAAUCCCUUUAGAUUUGAUAAAUAAGCACUUAUCUGUGAAGUGUCUCGUGGGUUAACAAUGAUAUAUAUAUUUGUUCUGUUGCUGGUUCGUAGGCUAUGCUGUAGAACAGUCACUAAAACACGACAUGUCAUUUCAUUGAUGUAAAGUGGUAUUUAGAUCUAAGUUAUUUAGAUGUACAGGAUACAUGAAUAGAGCCGUUUGUAUGUAGAAUUUACUGUUCGUAGCUUCAAUUAUUUCGUAGCCAUGUAUUGUACCUUUUCAUACUGUUGGUAAUCACGUGGAUAUUAUUGAUGUCACAUUGACGCAGAGAUAAUGUAUCAGUUUUCUAUGAAAUAUACAAUAUUUUAACCUAA